UGGCCUCCCAAAGUGUUGGGAUUAUAGGUGUGAGCCACCGCACUUGGCCUAUAUUUGUUUCCUUAUAAGCUGUCCCACAGCUAAUUGAUAUUCUGUUCUUUUUUUUCAGUAGUUUUUCUCUCUGUAGUUCAUUACGGAUUUUUUUUUUACUACGUCUUCAAGUUCACCAACCUUUCUUCUGACACUAAUCCCAUCCAAUGUAUUCUUUUCAUCUCAGGCAUUGUGGUUUUAAUGUCUGGAAGUUCUUUGUUUUUAGUAUCUCCAGUGUUGCCAGUUAACAUGUUUAAUAUUUUAUUUUUGCUUCUUGAACAUAUUAACUACUAAUACGAUAACUGUUUUAGUGUUCUUGUCUACUAAUUCUAUUAUUUGUGUCAUUUCUUGGUCAUGUUUAAAUUGAAUGAUUUUCUCUUUCCUCAUUAUGGAUCAUACUUUCUUGCUUCCUUGCAUGCCUGGUAAUUUUUUGGGGGAUGUCAUACAUUAUGAAUUUUACCUUGUUUGGUUCUUGAUACUUUUGUAUUCCUGUAAAUAUUACUGAACUUGCUUUCGGGAUGCAGUCAAGUUACUUUAAAACAGGUUGGCUAAAAUGAAGUUUUAGGUCUUCCUUCUAGCUUUAUUGGGAAGAAAUGAAGCAGUGUUUAGUCUAAGGUUAACUUUCCCCCCUACUGAGCCAAGACCAUUCUUUGUACUCCUCUCCAACACCCCAUGAAUUAUGAGGUUUUCUAUUUUGGCUGUUGGGAAAAGGUGUUUUCCUGGAUCUCUGUGAUCUAUGGAAACUGUUUCCUUUGAUUCUUCUGGAUAGUUCUUUUCUCUGGCCAUGGGUAGCUUUCUCACAUGCAUGUACAAAUCAGUCCUCAACUGAAUACUUUAGGGGACCCUCUGAAGAUCUCUGGAACUUUCUGUCUCUCUCUGUGGGUUUGUGGUUUUCUCCCAUCCCUGCAUUGCAGCCUGAAAAUUUUCUCCAGGCAGUAAGCUGGGGCAAUUGUAGGGUUUACCUCAUGUGCUUCCCAUCUCUCAGCGAUUCCUUUGUUGCCUGAUGCCUUACUCUGAUUUUCUUGUUAUAUAUUUUAUUUUUACAUGUUAAAACCUUGGAUGAUAUAGUUAUUAUUAUUGCUUUCAAUAGCCAAUUUUGUUUUAUUUUUAUCUAUUAAUUUAACCUCCCUAGAGCUGUUCAUUCUUUAUUCCACUUUCAUAUUCUAUCUGGGAUCAUCUUCCUUCAAUCCGAAAACAUCCUCUGCUUUUUUCUUAUAUUUUAUUUGCCUGAUAAAGUUUUAAAACUUUGUUCUUGACUUUGAAAAAUAUUUUUCCUGAGUAUAAAGUACAAGUUUGGCAGUUUUUUCUUUCAGCACUUUAAAGUUAUCAUUACAUACAGUGUUGCACUUUGAUGUUUUAAUUAUGAUGUCAGUGGCAUUUCUUGUGAUUGUCUUUUUUUUCUCUAGCAGCUUUAAAGGUUUUUUUUUUAAUAUUUGGUUUAAUAAGUUUGACUCUUAUGUACCUACGUGUCAUUUCCAUUGUAUUUAUCCUAUUUGGGACUUGCUAAGCUUCUUGAAGAUUUUGUUAAUACUUUUCAUCAAUUUGGAAAAUUAUCAUACAUUUUUCCCAAAUGAUUACUUCUUUCUUAUUCUGUCUUUCUUCUCUUCCUGGAACUUCAUAUAUUUCACAUUUCUUACUGUGUGAGGUUUUUACCUUUUUCCUUUUUGAGGUUCAAUUUGGAUAAUUUCAUUAAGUUCAUUUGUCUUAUGUUGUUUUCUGUCUACUGUUAAAAUCCUCAAGUAAGUUCUUUACUUUUUAGUCAACUUAUGAAUUAACUAAAUUUUAUUUAAGUUUGCCUUUAUUAAGCUUUUAAGUUUACUUUCCUAGAAUUCUGGGUUGCUUCUUUUAAAAAAAAAUCUUCAUCAAGAUACAUACAAUAAGCUGUAUCCAUUUCGAGUGCACACUUUGACGAAUUUUUACAACUGUAGGCUCCUGUGAAAUCACUACCACAUUCAAGAUACAGAAUAUAUCCAUUACCCCAAAAUAUUUCCCAUGCCCCCUUGGCAGUUCAUUUCUCCUUCUGAUCCUGGCCCCAGCCAAUCACUGAUUUGCUGGACUCACUAUAAAUUAGUUUGCAUUUUCUAGAAUUUAUAUAAAUGAAACCACACAGUAUGUAUUCUUUCUGUCUUGUUUCUAUCAGCCAGCAUGAUGAUUCUGAGGUUCAUCCAUGUUACCUAUGUCAGUAGUUCAUUUCUUUUUAUUACUAAGUAGUGUUACUUUGUAUGGAUAUACUAUUACUUGUUUAUCCAUUUUCCAUUUGAUAGACACAUGGGCUGUUUUACAUUUUUGGCUGCUGUGAAUAAGGCUGCUAUGAAUAUUUGCAUUUAACACUUUGUGUGAACACAUAUUUUUUAUCUCUAUAGGUUGAAUGCUUAGAACUAGAAUGGCUGGUCAUAUGGUAGGUGUAUGUUUAACUUUAUAAGAAACUGCCAGUUUUUUGAACUACUUUACAUUCACACCUUGAGUAUAAGCUCCAAUUGUUCCACAUCUUCACUAACAUUUGGUAUUAUCAGUCUUUUUAAUUGUAGCCAUCCUAAUGUAGUGCUGUCUCAUUGUGGUUUUAAUAUGUGUUUUCCUAAUGACUAACCAUCUUGAAAACCUUUCCAUCUCCUUACUGGCCAUUUACAUAUCUGCUUUUGUAAAAUGUAUGUUCAAAUAUUUUGUCCAUUAAAGAAAUUGAAUUAUUUUCUUAUUACUGAGCUUUGGGAGAUUUUAAAAAUACAUUUUGUAUAUCAGUUGUCAGGUAUUUGUAGUGUGAAUAUUUUCUACGAUUUUGUGACUUUUCAUUUUUUAAUGAUGCCUUUAAAGAGCAAAAGUUUUGAAUUUUGAUAAAGUCCAACUUUAUCAUUCAUGCUUUGUGUCUUAAAUAUUUGCUUAACCUCAAGAUCACAAAAUUUUUCUCUUAUGUUUUAUUCUAGAACUUUUAUAUCUUUUAGAUUUAGGUCUAUGACCUAUCUUAAGUUAAUUUUUGUAUAUUGUGUGAAGUGAACUGGCUGACCAACUUACCAUACAUUGCCUAAAGUCACUUAUUUUACAAUUUUUCAAAAUAUAUUUAUUUAUCAGUAGUCUCCAUUUUAAGUCAAGAGGCAUUCUUUUGUUUAUAGAAUAUACACUUGGUUUUGCCUACGUAAAGUGGUAUAAUCUUAUGGUAAAAUGGGGCAAGUAUCUGCAGGCUUAGAAUUUUGGGGCUCCAAAGAGCCUUUUUUCCUAUUUUUACUUUUAUCAUUAUUUCUUUAAGUUUACUGGGAUACACUUGUUAACAUUUAUAGUCAUUAUUACUACUUUAACAACAAGCAGGCUCAGAAAUAUUAAGAUUUUAUUCAGUUAUAAACACAAACCUAUUUAUGUUAAUACUAGACUUGAGCUCAGAUUUCCAAAUGCCGAAUUCCUCACUUUAGUUUAAGUGAAAUGGAAAAAAGCUGCAAAGUGUUUAUAAAAGGUGUAGGUCAGAUGAGUACAGUUUAAAUAUUAACUUUCUCUUCUAUUCAUAAAUAGAUAAUGUUAUAUGCAUGGGUAUCAUUAUCAUAUUUAUUAUUCAUUGAGAUAACAUCUACUAAACAUGAGAAAGCCCGACUGUAUGACUUUUAUUCUGCAAAGAGUCCAGGUAGAAUAACGAUAGUGUGUUAACUCCUACUUGAAAUGGUCUAUUUUCAAAUAGCCUGACUUGAUGAGUUUUCUAUAUUUUUUCUUUGGGAGACCAUUCCACAGCUUAAUUUCAAGGUAAUCUCAUUUAUCACUUUAGCUAAUUUACCUUUUUUCAUUUACGUUGUAAGAAAAUGUAUGCAUCUUUGCAGUUUUAUCUGUCAAAAGCUUCUAAAUGGCUAUCACUCAAUCACAUUGAUCAUUCCGUAGCCAGUCUUUCUGUGGUUAUCCUUUUAGUUAUUUGGUAGCUUUCCCCUAUCUCUCUGAGAAAUUUCUCUGAUUAGUUGUUAUCUGACAUAUGGAUUACUUAUAUAAUGAAAUUCAAGCUUCUUUUUAAUAUAAUACAGAAGAAUAUAGUGGUGAUUAGGUCAUUUUCUUAUUCAAGGCCUUCAGGAACUAUCCAUACCUUCCAAAUAAAAUUCAAGCUUCUUUGUUUAGCAUUCAGGCUAAUCAUCCCAGUUAGAAGUUGAUACAGUUUGAAUAUUUGUCCCCGCCAAAUCUCAUGUCGAAUUGUAAUCCCCAUGUUGCAUGUAGGUGGGGCCUGGCAGGGAGCAUUUGGAUCAUGGGGGUGGAUCCCUCAUAACUUGGUGCUAUCCUCAAAAUAGUGAAUGAGUUCUUGUGAGAUCUGGCUGUUUAAGUGUGUGGCACCUUCCCCCACCCACUCUCUCUCUUGCUCCUGCUUUCACCAUGUGAUGAGCCUACUCUUGCUUUGCCUUCUCUAUGAGUAAAAGCUCCCUGAGGCAUCCCCAGAAGCUGGACAGAGGCCAGCACCAUGCUUGUACAGCUGCAGAACCAUAAGCCAAUUAAACCUCUUUUUAAAAUAAAUUUCCCAGUCUCAGGUAUUUCUUUAUAGCAAUGCAAGAAUGGCCUAAUAGAGAUAUAAAUUUCCUCCCCUUGAAUUCCCAUUACACUGUCUUCGUGUCUCAAACAUGACAUUAAACAUACGCUAUGGUUUGGAUAUUUGUCCCCUCCAAACCUCAUGUUGAAAUUUGAUCCCCAAUGUUGGAGAUGAGGCUUAACGGCAGAUGUUUUGGUCAUGGGAGCGAAACCCAUGAAUAGAUAUAUGACCUCCCUAGGUAGGGAGUGCUCACUCUAUUAAUUCCUCAGAGCUGGCUGUUAAAAAGAGGCUGGCAUCUCCCUUACCUGUCUUUUGUUUCCUCUGUCACCAAGUGAUCUCUACACAGCUGGCUCCCUUUUGCCUUGGCCUUGUGCCAUGAGUGGAAGUAGCCUGAGGCCCUCACCAGAUGCAGAUACCCAAUCUUGAACCUUCCAGCCAUUCUUAAUUGUGAACCAAAUAAAUAUGUUGUCUUUAUAAAUUACUCAGUCUCUCAGGUAGUCCUUUGCAACACAAAACAGACUAAGGUAACAAAUCUUUACAAUACAGUUGCAGUGCACAAACACAUAAUUUAUGUGGAUUCAAGUCUAAGUAAAACUUAAAGAGAAUACUUUAAAUUGAAAUAGUUCAGUUUUAACUACCAGUCCUGUAUCAUUCAGGUUCAAUCAGAGAAGCAGGACCUGUCAGAGUGAUAGAAAAUAUAAAAUUGAUUAUGAGCACUAGCCCUUACAUAGUUGUAGGAGCUGAUUAAGUCAUCUCUGUCUGGUGUUGGCCUCUGUGUCUGGUGGAAGGCCUAAAGCCAGCAAGGCUAAUAGGAAGAAAAGAUGGUCAUGAAAUGGGGAAGAAUAAGGAAAGAUUGGAACUGGUGAGAACAAUCUGGAACCCACAAGUGAAAUUGCCUUUGCAAAAAUUAUGACAGUGAGAAAAAUCUGACAUAGUAAAAUUAUGGCAGUAAAAGAAAUCUGUCCUAAUUAACUCCAUCUUGCUUCUAACCUCCAAGCUGCCCUUGUUCGUUCCCGGGCAUAGGCUGAACUAACUAACAUGGGAGGAAUUUAUAGUUUAACUUUGAAACAAAGACGGUAACAGUCCCUCCCUGAAACAAACUUCCUCCUUUCAUGGGGACCAGAUUGGCCUUUGUAAAACCAACAAAUUAGCCACAAGCUCAGAAACCAUGGCCUAGGAGUCAUGUAGCCAGAGGCCACAAGAUUGCUAACCUCCCCAAUUGCCCCUAUAGAUAACAUUACUAUUGUAAAACCUAAGAUUGAUGUUUGAGCGAUUUUUCUGACCCAGCAUUCUGAGGGAUUAGCUGGCACAUCCCAGACUGAAAAACCGGCUCAUCUGGUCUUGUGGCCUCCACCAGGAACUGACUCAGCACAAAAGGACAGCUUCAACUUCCUAUGUUUUCAUCCCUGACCCAAACUAUCAGCACUCCCCAUUCCCUAGCUCCUUUCCCACCAAACUAUAAAACCCUAGCCUUUGAAUUUUCAAGGAGGCUGAUCUGAGUAAUAAGAAGACUCUAGUCUUCCAUUUAGCCAGCUCUACCUGUAUUAAACUCUUUCUCUAUCGCAACUCCCCCAUCUUGAUAAAUUGGUUUCAUUCCAGUAAGCAAGAAGAACUCAUUGGGCGGUUACACACAGGCAAACUAGAUCCUGUGAGGACAAAUUGCAGCCUACAUCUGUAUUUCCUUGCAUCCAACCUCAGUGAUGUGAGGGACUUACAGGAUUAGGCAGUCCCUUUGGCAACACUGCUGCACAUGUACCUGGUCUAAGAUUGAGAGAAGCACAAUGAGGAGAUCUGGCAGGAGUUGCAGAGCUGCAGGCCAGGCUGCUGGCCCAUGCCUACAUGGUGAGCCAGCAGAUCAGGGCCUAGCCCCAUGAUGACCUUUAGGGCUUCAGAUCAAAUGGCUGCUGCUUUACUUCUGCCUUCCAAAUCUCACGCACAUUCUCUUUUGACUAACCCUAACCUAGAAUCAUACAGGAAAGGGAAUUCUGGAAAAUGUAGUUCUAUCUUAGCUAAGUCGACACUCUAUGAAGCUACUGCAAGUCUGUUUCUGCAUAAAUCCUUGAGUAAGCAAGGGACAGAAGAUAUACAUCUGCUAUAUUUUCAAUCUGUCUCAGUUCAUGAGUGCGUAUCAUAGUGUUAGCAUGGCACAAUGUUGAGUACAUACAAUUAAUUCUAUUUGGUUGAAUUUUUAGAAUAAGACUGCUUUCCUAAACUCUAGCCAACUGUUUCAUUACACCUCUCCUGAAGAAAGUGAUCUGCACCAGUGUGAGGGGAGAAAGACUGUUUGCAUUGGGUCUAUAAACUGAGAGAUGGCAUAUGUGGGUCUCUGAUAUGGUCCCCUCUUAAGAAGGGAUUUCUAGAGUAGUUUUCCCACAUCCAAUUUUCAAUUUACACUUUGACUUUGAAACCCAAUCCUGAUUUUAGAACCUCCUGCAAUAAAUAUUUGUUAAAAUGGUGAAAAAUGAAUUGUGAACCUCUUAUCUGUAGGGAUUUUCUGGUAAGUGUCUGUAUUCCUUUUAGCAACUAGCAAAGUGCUUGGCACAAAUUAAGUACUCCAUAUAGAUGUGGGUUAAAUUAUUUAUUGCAAAUUUCUAUUCUGGUGUUGUAAAAUGAGUAUUAUGCUUUCUUUUUCAGUAGUUUUCCAAGUUGCCUUUAACAUAAACCACUUAAUAUUGUGUGUGCCUUGGGGCUUCGGUAAAAAUGACCGCCCAUUCAGUGUGGGUUUUGCAAGGCAAGUUGGAGCUUGCAGAAAAGUAAAUGUACAUUGAAAUACUUGGGAAAAUUUUGGCCCUGUUUGUUUCCUUCAAUGUUUGCAUAAAUUCCUACACUCUACCUGUACCUCUCUCUCUUCCUCUCUUUGAUAAAUUAUCUUAAAUAUUAUAAAGUAAUUCAUGCUCUUGUUAAACAGUAAAUAAAGGAGAAAAGUGAAUAUAAAAGUUCUUGAAAUGCCUCCUCUGCCAUAUACAAUUUUGUGUGAUUCAAAAUUUCACUGUUGAUAUUUUUUGAAUGUAUCUUUCCUCAAAUAUUCCAUAUAUUUACAAAAAUAUAUACGAAUAUGUAUGCACACUUAUAUGCUUAUAUUUGAAGGAAACAGGAUUACAUUACAUAAAAAUACUAUGCUGCUACUGGUUUUUACUUAUGAUAUUUUGAAACUUUUUCAACAUCAGCACAUAAAUGUGCAGUUUUCUUUUAAGUAAACUCUUGAAAUGUAUUCCAAUGUAUGUAGUCACAAUUUAACCAGUUCCCUAUGAUGGUCAUCUUAGGCUGAUUCUAAGAAUUAACAUUAUAAACAAUGUUGCAUAUACAUAUAUCUUUGCAUGUAUCAUGCCAAUAUAGCCAAGGAGUAAAUUUGUAGUGGUGGAAGUACAUGGUUUGCCUGAGUUUUGUUAACAACUGAAAAGUAUGUAUUUUCAGGAUAUAUAAUAUUUAUAGCUCAUUAAAAGUUUCUAAUCAACACAGGGUUACACAUAUCUACACCGCCUCGUUUGUCAAGAGACCUUUGACAAAAGGAAAAUAAGACCUUGGAAGAAAAGUCGACAAAUUUGUCCUUAUUCUUUUAGAGCUUCCUUUAGCCAUCUGCAAUUCACUGAUAAUUAGCAUCCACCACCAUCUCCUGGAACUGAAGACAGCUUUUCUACAGAUUAAAAGUAUCACUAUAUUUAAUUCAAAAUCGAAUGCAUUGUAAAACAAUUAUUUUUAUAAUUCCAUUAUCUUAAUAUGGAACAAUAAUGCUGAUAUUGCCACUAAAAAUUAGCUGGCAUUAUCUAUUAAAAUUGAUCACAUGCAUUUCUCAUGACCCAUGAAUCUACCCCUAUAUACACAUCAGAAAUGAGUACAUGUAUCUGUCAAAAGUGUUCUAUGAGAAUGUUUGCAGCAGCAUUAUUCCCAGUAGCCUCAAAGGGAAACAACACAAAUGCCCUUCAACAGUGGAAUGCAUAAAUUGUGCCAUACUCAUAAAAAGGAAUAAUACACAACAGUGUAAAUGAAGAAAUUAUUACCACAGAAACUACGGAUGAACCUCAUGAACAUAAUGUGAAUUUGAAUAGAGCCAGACACAAAGGAAUACAUAAUAUAUGAUUCCAAAGAAUCAACAGGAAAAAUGAAUCUGCAGUAUGUGUUGGCUAAUGACUGGAGGGGUAAUGAGGUGCUGAUCUGUGCAAUGUGCUAGCAUUCUAUUUUUUGACUUGGAUGGGUUUUGCAUAGGUAUCUUCAGCUUGUGAUAAUUAUCAGCAGAGGGGAGAGUAUGCACACAGUUCUUCAGGAUGAGAUUGGUAACAUGUAGAAAAAAGGGAGAAAUGACUGUAGUUUAAAAAAAGUCAAUUCCCUCCUCCGCACUUCUCCAACUCUCCAUUUCCUAGGAAGAGAGCCCAGGGAAAAGUAAACAAAGAAAUAAAUUCGAGCUCAAACUCUCAAACAGAUCUGGAGACUCAAAUAUCCAUCGCUCUGGGCAAAAGGCAUUCCUAGAUUUGUCCAAGGUACAAAAACUACCACUCUAACCAGGUUUCUUCGCUGCCCGGGGUCAGAUAAGUAAAACCCAAUUAUUUAUUUAUCUUUAAGUUACUUCCAACCUUGCUUCCUCGAGCUUCCGAAUCACCUAGGCAACCUGGAAGCUGCCCAUCUAAGGGGGUGAGGUCGAAUCCCAGCCUUGACGCCUUAGCAACCGAGCGAGUCUUUCUCGCGUCCCAGCAACGCGCCCCGCCCUUUCCUGUCGGGCCCAUUCUCCCUGGUGCCCCUCCCUUCCUCGAGGCUGCAGCUCACCCCUCACUGGGUCUCUCCCUGGUCCGGAGGGCGCGGGCCUGCACACUCUCACUCAGUGCCGGACAGCAGUUCCUGCGGCUCCUGUGGUGGGAGCUGCCCGAGAGCCAGGGCAGUGGGGAGGGACGGCGAGAAAGAAUGUUUAAGUUUAUUUAAGAAAGAGGAAAAAAGAGUCAACAGAUUCAGGAUUUUCGUCAUUCUGAUUUUUAAGGCACAUCCAAAGCUCCGUGGAGAAGGGGCUGGAGGGUGGGAGAAUCAUUUUUGUAUACACUCCAUAUAGGAGAGAAGAGACCCAUCGAAGAUUCAGUACGGAGUCACCUGGAAAUUGGAGAUGUUGGAUACGAUCGCCCGUGCCCUGCAGGACCUGGACAGGCAGGUGCUGCCCACUCUGCCCUCGCUGAGCCAGGAGGAAGUCUCUAUUAUCUGGGGGAAUGUAUCAGAAUUUGUGGGACGGCAGUUAACCCUGCACAAGGGGGUUCAGAUUCCAGGAUUUGGAACUUUCACUUUCAUGAGACAAAAACUUGAGGUGGGAAACAACAAAUUUAUCUUAAUCCAGAGGCCCGUGUUUAUUAUGGCGGAGAAGCUAGUGCAGAUCCAUGGACUCAAACAAAACAAAGUAUAUACUCCUGGUGAUAUCCCAAUUGUUCCACUUAAUUUUGUCAUGAUAUCCCUGGAGGGUCCAUUUAACAGAGAUGUAGUGGAAGGAUGUGUGAAGGAGACGUUGCUUUUUUUAUCGCGAUUCAUUUCCAUGAAACAAAAUGUGGAGUUUACAUUCAAAGGAAUUGGGGUCCUCAUGAUCAGAGACAACAAAGUGAAGAUGAGGUUUUAUAAAGACUUCCUUUGUACCAUGGAUGGAAGUGGGGCUUUGGCAAAGGCCCUAGCAAACAGGCCUGGCACUGUGGACUCGGUGUUGUCCAGCAGAGAGGCCUUGAGGAAGUGGCCCAGCAGUGUGCUUGCGUUUCCAAGGAUUGAGCUCAAGCAGACGGAAAACAAACUGCCUAUGGAGACCCUUGUAGAAGAAUGUGGAGAGAACAGAGAAAGGAAGUGCAAGUUAAAAGACCAGUCAGACAAAGAAGAAGGCAUCAGAGAUAUCUCAUCACCCAAGAGACUUCGAGAUAGACAAGCUUUGUUCCCUGCCAAAGUGACAAAUGUCAGCUUGCUGGAAAAGACUGACCGAAGUGAGAGUGGUGAGAAGAUUAUGACCUCUGAAAGCUUAUCAUCUCCAAGUUGUCUGAAACAUGACAGUGACAUGAAGCCCCAAACAUCUCCAGCUUGUCAGGAUCAUGAUAAGGCAGGACAGGAAAUGUGCUAUGUAUGUUUGCAACGAGCACAACGAAAUUCCCCGUUGUACUACGGUGAGGAAAGGAGGAGAGAGAUAGAAGAUGAGAGACUCAUACAGCAGUAUCAGAUGUUGAAAGAUCAGGAGGCUCUCUUCAGACACCAGCUGAAAAGUCUGGCUACUAGAGAACAGAAUCAGAAAAAUGCUGCCUAUAAUCUUGGAGUUGCUGAAGCUAUAAGAAGCCACAAGAAUGAGAAACCAGAAUUUUAUAAAUCCUUCCUAUUUGACAAACGGCCACUCAGUCCUGCGUUUAAUGCUCUUAAGCAAGAGGAAUAUUCCCGGAGUCUCCUGAAACAAAUGGAUAACAGACAGGAAAACGAAAUAAAGCAAAGACAAUACAGAGAGUUGAUGGAUCGCCUGGAACAAGUGCAACUCACAGAGGAACUUGCUGUGCAAAGAGCGAAAUUUUUAAAAGAUAAGAUGGAAGAAACACAGUGUUACAAGAGAGCUUUGGAUGCACAGAUAAAGAACAAACCCUCCCGGCUGCCGCCCUUUGAGCCAGACUCCUCUGAGCCCAUCUUUGGUAAGAAUGAAGGUGAACUGAUGGUGGAAAAGCAAAAGCGAGAACAAAAUUACAUGAAACACCAGCUGGAGGCAGCUGCUAACCAUAAGAGGAAAGCCAUCCUGCAUCAACUAGUGGACCAGAGGCGGGAUUUGCAAAUGCUUCAGAGGACACAAAGAGAGCAUGUGGCAGACAGAACCGCUGAGCUGGAGCGAGUAAAUAGAAUCAACCAAUGCUUACAGGAGGACUGGGAAAGGAGUGCUGCGAUGAAGAAGCAGCGAGACCUGGAGGAGAAGGCUUUUGAACGGGCUUCAGACAAGCUGUUUCUCCUAGACCAGUGUGAGAAGUAUCGGCGCUGCAAGCAGUGCCAGAGGCGCACCUCCAAUGUGGGCGAGAGCAACCUGUGGCCCCUGAACAAGUUCCUGCCAGGCUCCCGGUUGCUUGUGUAAAACUCAAAGUUUGGAUCUGUGUUUCCUGGGGAAAGUUUUUAUCUUUUACAUGUUUGGGGGCAAUUGUGAAACUGCAUAUUUUUACCUCAGAGAAAAAAAUCAUUGUUUAGAUUUGGUGCUUUCAUUAGAUUGCUUGUUAAGCCCUUAUUGAAUUCACUCCUGCCUUUCUCCCACCCCCACUUAUUUCCUAUACUCAUCUCUGAUGGCAGUGAAGGUGUCUAAAUGGUCCUGAGGGCUAGAACCUGCUGCACAGGGGCUGGGAAGGGGACCCAGAUUCAUUAUGGCUGCUGGGGUACUGCUGACCCAGCCCUGCUGCUGCUCCGUGACUUUGUGUACAAAACUUUUUUCGUCUGUAAUGAAUAGUGGCAAUAAUAAAUAUUUUCUAAGUGCC
Cercocebus atys (sooty mangabey) is the source of this 11946-nucleotide messenger RNA. RefSeq names its product coiled-coil domain containing 81 (gene CCDC81). Gene Ontology annotation, cellular component: centrosome. The coding region runs from base 9597 to 11555 and encodes 652 amino acids. The record is from RefSeq and is a predicted model, not a curated record. NCBI's taxonomy places the organism in Eukaryota, Metazoa, Chordata, Mammalia, Primates, Cercopithecidae. The transcript has 15 exons.